Chrysemys picta bellii (western painted turtle) is the source of this 4686-nucleotide messenger RNA. Lineage: Eukaryota; Metazoa; Chordata; Testudines; Emydidae. The record is from RefSeq and is a predicted model, not a curated record.
GUGUGUGUGUGUGUGUGUGUGUCCGCCUUUAAGCCGCCGCUGCAUAGAGGGCUGGGCACAUGUGCGCCUGCAUCUCGCUCUCCACCACGCACACAAACCUUAUGACAAACACGCUCAUUCAUUCACUCCAAGCACACAAGGCGAAGCGAGCCUCCGCUGCAGGGCCUCGCCCCGCGGGACGCCCCAAAGAAAGGGAAAAUUUAGCAACCUGCCAUAAUAAUAACUGAACACCAACAUUCCAAAGACCUGGGCCCACACCACCAAAUAGCAGCAGAACAUACUGUACUUGGUGUGCCACAUCUGGGUAUAUAUAGUUCAAACAUUUAGAACCAGAAGUCUUCUUUCUCCUGAACACUCUGUAUGAAGGACUAAUCUGACAUCCUCUUCAGUCUAGCUGUUCAGUGAAUUACCAACAUUUUUGGUUUAGCCGAAGGAAAGCUUUCUUUGUCAGCCUGCCUGAACUGAACCUGACCCACUUACACCUUUUCUUUAUUGCAAAUGCCUAAGAACAGCAAGGUGGUAAAAAGAGAACUAGAUGAUGAGGUUAUCGAGUCAGUUAAGGAUCUUCUCUCUAAUGAAGACUCUGCAGAUGAUUCCUUUAAGAAGAGUGAACUGCUGGUUGAUGAUCAAGAACAUAAAGAUGUAGAUGUUGAAGAGGGGUCAGAUGUAGAAGAUGAAAGACCAGCCUGGAACAGCAAACUUCAGUAUAUUCUGGCACAAGUUGGAUUUUCUGUAGGGUUGGGAAAUGUGUGGCGAUUCCCAUAUCUGUGUCAGAAAAAUGGUGGAGGUGCAUAUCUUGUGCCAUAUUUAAUUUUGCUGAUGAUAAUAGGGAUUCCACUUUUUUUCCUGGAGCUUUCUGUGGGCCAGAGAAUCCGACGAGGAAGCAUUGGUGUAUGGAAUUACAUCAGCCCCACGCUUGGUGGAAUUGGAUUUGCAAGCUGUGUAGUAUGUUUCUUUGUGGCCCUCUACUACAAUGUGAUCAUUGGAUGGAGUUUGUUUUACUUUUCUCAGUCGUUUCAGCACCCCUUGCCAUGGGAUCAGUGUCCUUUGGUGAAAAAUAUUUCUCAUACAUUUGUGGAGCCUGAGUGUGAAAAAAGCUCUGCCACCACCUAUUACUGGUACAGAGAAGCACUGAACAUUUCCAACUCUCUCUCAGAGAGUGGGGGUCUGAACUGGAAAAUGACUCUGUGCUUGCUGGCUGCCUGGAUUCUGGUUUGCCUGGCAAUGAUCAAAGGCAUUCAGUCUUCAGGCAAAAUCAUGUAUUUUAGUUCCCUUUUCCCUUAUGUGGUACUUAUAUGCUUUCUAGUCAGAGGACUGCUCUUAAAUGGUUCCAUGGAUGGAAUUCGUCACAUGUUUACACCUAAGCUUGAAAUAAUGCUGGAGCCCAAGGUCUGGAGAGAAGCUGCUACUCAGGUGUUCUUUGCCUUAGGGCUUGGAUUUGGUGGAGUCAUUGCCUUUUCAAGCUACAACAAGAGAGACAACAACUGCCAUUUCGAUGCUGUUCUGGUGUCCUUCAUCAAUUUUUUCACUUCUGUGCUGGCAACUUUGGUGGUGUUUGCUGUCCUGGGCUUCAAAGCAAAUAUCAUAAAUGAGAAAUGCAUUACCCAAAAUUCAGAAAAGAUUUUAAAUCUUUUGAAAAUAGGCAAUCUGAGCCAGGAUAUGAUCCCCCAUCAUAUUAAUUUCUCUAGCAUUACAGGAGAUGAUUACAAUUUAGUUUAUGACAUCAUUCAAAAAGUUAAAGAAGAAGAAUUUCCUGCUCUUGGCCUGAAAUCCUGUCAGAUCGAAGAUGAGCUUAAUAAGGCUGUUCAAGGCACCGGUUUAGCUUUUAUUGCCUUUACAGAAGCAAUGACCCACUUCCCUGCUUCUCCUUUCUGGUCAGUGAUGUUCUUCCUCAUGCUGGUAAAUUUGGGACUUGGCAGUAUGUUUGGAACCAUUGAAGGAAUCAUCACACCUAUUGUUGAUACCUUCAAAGUGAGGAAAGAAAUUCUUACUGGUGAGUUUUACAAGUUUUCAUCUCUCAUUAGCCCAAUAAAAUAGGUCUCCUCCUCACUUCCUUGGAGAAGAAUAAGAGGUAUUUCAUGUUUUUAUUGGCAUGAAGAGUUGCACCAUAGAAUAUAGUAUAGUGUAAUUUAACUGCAGACCAGUCUGUACUCUCUAUUCCCCACCCCCCUAUACAUAGCUCCAUAAAGAAUUUUUAUUGUGUGUAAUUCAAGUUGUAUAACAGUUUCCAUUGUGAGCUCCUUUAAAGUCAGUCAUUCUUAAGUCCCCCCAAAUGUUCGCCAUUCAAGCAUAGACAAGUAUGACAAUGUAAAUAGAAAAGAAUGAAAAAAAUAAAUAUAAAAUGCUAAAAGUUAUGCACAAAGAGGAAUGAAAGUUUCACAUGCAGCCUUAAUAGUGGCUUGUCCUGAUUUAUGAGUGAUUAAUGGGGCAUCCUUAACCAUCUUUUACUAAUCUUUUCUUUGGAUAGAGAAAAAAAAUGAGGUAAAGAAAUAAACGGUGAGAUGAAAUUUGCAGUUCAGAAAGUCUAUAGAACUACCACAGUGGACCAAGCAAAUUGCCCACUCACUCUGAUUGCCUACUGCCAGAAAUGUCCUAUGUCAGAUAUUUAUGAGGAAGAUAGCAUCCCUGCACCCACCAUUCAUAAAAAAUACUUUUUUACUGAGAGUUAGGCCUGGCCAGUAAUGCACUGGGCUCCCAUGGGCUCCUAUACAAUUUUGAAAAUCCCACUAGGCACCUGUCUAAAUCUUAGGUGCCUGAAUAGCUUUAAAAAUCUGGCCUUGGAGGACUUAGUUAACAAGGAAACAUGUGCUUCAGCUGUUUGCUUGAUCAGGGCCUUACAAUUUUCACAAAGGCUAAUCAGCAGAUAUUCAUGAGUGCUGAGCCAUUGAAUAGAAAUGCUCACCACUUCUGAAACACAGUCCUUAAGUUCUUUUGCUUCUUUAAAACCCUAUCAAAUAACUCUUGUAACAUUAAUAUAGUUUGAAAAUUAGCUACUUGUUCUGAAUGUGUAUAUGAAUGCCUUGUUGCCACGUAAUACAAUUUUAGCACUUCACAAUAAAAUGUUUUCAGAAUUGAUCUCUAAUCUCCAAAUUCUACCCUGGAUUACAUCCCAUCCAAUGCCAGUUGAAUUGCACAGCAUAAACACCAACAGGAGAAUUUGGCAUGAAGAGUCAUAGAUACCCACACAUCUGUAAUUUUGAUUAAAGUGGUUCCUGCAUUUGUAACUUGCAGCAUUAUGGGCCUGAUUCAGCAAAGCACUCAAGUAUCUUCGAAUCUCCAUUGCCUUCACUGAGACUUAUCACAUGCUUAAAUACUUUGGGGUGUAUGUGUUCAGUGACAUUAGUGCUAUCAUCAGAGUCUCCAUAUACAGAUUAUUGCAUACUCUGGCUAUCUACAACAUGAAGGCACAGAGGGAAGAGUUAACGAUUCAGGGAUAAUCUAAAGUCUGAGGGUGGGAUUUUCCAAAGCACACAGUAUGGGGCUAAAUCUGUUUCACUGAAGUUUCUAGGAUAACUCAUAUUGAUUUCAGUAGGAGCAAUUAGGCCAGUGCUGAGGCCUUUUGAAGAUUCCACACUAACUUUCCCUGCUUUUGUCAAUUUGUGUUGGGCCCUGAAUGCUAUGGUUAACAUCCAUUUUUUAUUUUAAUAGCUGUUUCUUCUGCAAUGCUUUAAUUCAAAACUUUUUUCUCCAAAAGACAUUAAUAAAGUAAACAACUGUGGCUACAUGAUAAAAAAAGAUACAUUUAUUUUUAUAUGACCGUAUUUACAAAAUUAUUGUUCUCUUUCCUUACAGUACUUAAGUCAAUACAUAUAUUGGCUGGAGUAUAACAAGUGGCCUUUAUGGGAUACUGUUACACUUUGGGGCCAAUCCUACAAGUCUUAUCUGUUCGGAGUACAACCAACUUCAAAUUCUUCCAGAAUUUGUCUCACUGUAUUACUAUUGUAGGGUCCAGUCCUGCUCCCACUGAAGCCAAUGGCAGAAAUCCCAUUGACUUUCAUCACUGAAUUUCAUUGACUUUGGGAUGGAGAUUUCCUGCUGGACUUUAGAAGAAGAAAAGAUUAUGAUGCUGUUGCUCUGAAAGCAAGUAAAUGCAAAUAGUUCCCAUGGCAAGUGAAUGCAAUCUGAAUCAAAGUGGCAGUGAAUGAUUCUACCUAGUAAACCUAUAUAGUUGUUUGGUUUUAAAAAAUUGGUCUAAAAUUUUGACGCACUUAACUUUAGUUGAUGGAAAGAGAGAACUAAGGACCAGUUCACAGCAUGCACUGCAUUAAGCGUACUGUUUUCCUGGAUUCUACCCUUACAUUCACUUUAAGUGUCUAAUGAUAAAUAGUCCUUGAUUCAGCAAAGAACUUAUUUUGCUGAAUCAGGGCUGCCUUACAUUCUAGUAAUUACUUCAAAUUUUUGACUGUUUGCUGCCUAGGGAAUGGCUAAGAUUCCUUUGAUGGCUUUACUGUGCCAGUGCAAAGGUGGGAAGAAAAGAAGGGAAAACUAGUGUCAACCUAGAAUAAAGCAAAACAAUAAUUAUUUUGAUGUUUGGUAACUCUUUCUUCCUUCCUUCCUUUCUUUCUCUGAUGCAUGAUUAUGGUUACAAUUCUAAUUUCUGUCCUUUGUUCCAGUCAUCUGCUGUCUGGUGGCGUUUUUAAUUGGCCUGAUCUUUGUGCAGCGCUCUGGAAAUUAUUUUGUCACAAU